This is a messenger RNA of Bombus terrestris (buff-tailed bumblebee), 2275 nucleotides long. Its product is annotated as aquaporin AQPAn.G. NCBI's taxonomy places the organism in Eukaryota, Metazoa, Arthropoda, Insecta, Hymenoptera, Apidae. Gene Ontology annotation, cellular component: plasma membrane. Gene Ontology annotation, molecular function: water channel activity. The transcript has 4 exons. Bases 532 to 1287 code for a protein of 251 amino acids. Gene Ontology annotation, biological process: transmembrane transport. The record is from RefSeq and is a predicted model, not a curated record.
ACCCGCGCUCCGCAGACUCAAUAGCCCAGAGACUCCACGUGGUGUAUCGUCGAACAUCGCGAACCAGUGCGCCACCACCGUGAAACAGACAUUUUUCUCUUUUUUUUUUUUAUUCUCGUCUUUCCUUCCGCUUCGCUUCAUUAAGCCACGGAACCCUCGUCUUCGAUCGUUCUGCCACGCUUUUUUACCGUGUUCGAGUUUCCCGUUACGCCGGAUAAAACACCGCGAUAGUCGUGGCCGGCGAUCGAGGUGAUAAGUUGUUACCAUUGUCUUCUUAUUUCGAAAGGAUCCUUUGUCUUUAGACGAGGGGGAGAGAAAGGUUGGCAGAGGGGGAGAGAGAGGGAAAGAUUGUUCCUUGUGACCGGUGAUCGGUGAUCGAUAUUCUCGGGAAAUGGUAGCUAGCUUCCGAUGAGAGAACAAUCCGCUGCUGACGUUCGUUUGUUGUGAAGAACGAGAACCGGGGUGGUAGAUCGAAGGGAGGACGCUGUUGCUUCUUUGUUCGACCGUCUUGCCUGCGAUAUCGAGAGGAAAAUGGGCAAGGGUUGGAAAGGCAUGAAAGAUUUCGUCGGCCUCGAAGAGGUGAUGAAGUUCGAGUUUCUGUUGAAGCUGUUCGCCGAAACCUUGGGAACGUUUCUUCUGGUGCUGAUCGGCUGUGCAUCCUGUAUCACGUGGACCGCGGACAAUCCUCCGACGGUGGUACACAUCGCGUUCACCUUUGGUCUGGCUGUCGCCAGCUUAGCUCACGUAUUAGGUCCGAUUUCAGGAUGUCACGUGAAUCCAGCUGUAUCGAUGGGACUUUUAGUAAGCGGGAAUUGCAGCUUUCUAAAGACGAUUUGUUACAUAGUUUGCCAGUGUUGCGGAGCAAUCGCGGGUUCAGGAAUUUUAAAGCUAUUGAUCCCUGUUGAAGCGGCAAAUAACGGCUUAGGAGCGACAAAUUUGGGCUUACUGGUCAACCAAAUGCAAGGCAUCUUCAUGGAAGCGAUCGUUACAUUCCUGCUACUUCUGGUUAUCCAUGCAGUAACAGAUCCCAAGAGAACCGACACAAAAGGAUGGGCGCCUUUGGCGAUCGGGUUGACCAUCACCGUGGCUCACAUGGCUGCUGUACCUGUAACAGGAAGUAGCAUGAACCCGGCUAGGUCGUUAGGUCCUGCGAUCGUCCUUGGUAAAUGGGACGAUCUGUGGAUCUAUUGGGUCGGACCGAUCCUCGGAGCCUGUAUCGCUGGUGCCUUGUACAAAUUGGCGUUCAGACAUAAAACGAUGGACGAUGAUGCUUCUUACGACUUCUAACAACAGAGUCGAACGUAAAUAUCGCUUACGAUGUGGACCUGUUCCCUGUAAACAAAAGGAACAAGUCAAAAAUCAUGUUGAUAUCUGCUGAAUGUAAAUUUACUGCAUUUGACGUAUUAAAAAAAAAAGUUUAAAUGGUGCUUUUCGCAAAAAAGAAGGAAAAAAGAAAUAGGAGAAGGUAUCGUUCGGUUUAAUUGAUAUCCGAAAUUGACGAUAAGGUAUUUUUGCAAAACAAAACACGACUGAUCGAAUAGUUUAAACUGAGAAAGAAAUGGACGUUCUGUUUAUAGUCUGAGUAAUCUUUUAACAAGUAUUUAGUACAAUUAGAUGUUUAGUAAACUAAAUCCUUGCAUUGUUUUAGAUACUACUUAUAAUUGACGAGACAGGGUAUAUUUAUACGUUUCAGUUUUUUGCAUUUCGAUCGUUGGAGGAAGGAUCAAGGAACAAGUCAAUUAAAAUUCAACGAAAUUAAACGAUGUAAACGCAAAUCAUUAUGCAAUACAUCUGACCGCGUUUGCCGUUAAUUUUUUCUUAUGUACUUCGCAUGCAAUGAUCUAUGAGAGAUAUACAAAGGAGAAACUUAAACAACAUCUUGUUUAGAGUAGACUUUGUUAUUGUUAAUAGUAUAAUUAAUGAAGUAUAUCUGUUUAAUAUUUAUCAUAUUUUUAAUGACGAUAAGAGAAAAGAAUUAAUACGCUCUAAAUGUUCUAGGUACAUAAUCUGUAUUUAUCCGAAUAAUUUAUGAAAUGUAUUUAACUUUAAUCGAUAAUUUUAAUAGUAACUUAUCAAAUUUAUUAUGGAUACAUAUAUGUAUCAUAUUAUGGACGCUAUACAAUUUCGCUCGAUAGAUUUUCAUCUUAUCACAACAAAGAUAUCCAUGUACAUGUCGUAUCGAUAUAUUUUCUACCCCAUUUAGGUUUUGUACAUAUUGUACUUGCAUUUACUUGUAAGAUUUCGCAUAUAAAUACAUGGUUCAUAUUGCACACUA